CAGGGAUGACCAGAGACUGCGGACAGCACAGGGAUGACCAGAGACUGCGGACAGCACAGGGAUGACCAGAGACUGCGGACAGCACAGGGAUGACCAGAGACUGCGGACAGUACAGAUGAGUGCUGACCUUUGGGGAGGUGGGGAGCGGGUACCUGAAUUUGACAGGUACCCGCUCUUACUUCCGCAGAGUUUUGUUUGUUUGAUCUUACCUGUUCCUCGAUCCAGCCGCGCGCUGUCUUCCCGGCUUCUGUAAUGGCGCUUGGCAUGACAGCCGGGUGCCCAGUGCGCAUGAGCGAGAAGCACUUGCGCUUUGUGAUUGGUCCCGCGACUUCUGGGAUCUGUCAUGUGUCCCAGGUACCGCCUUACCAUUCACAAAAA
Staurois parvus is the source of this 378-nucleotide messenger RNA. Lineage: Eukaryota; Metazoa; Chordata; Amphibia; Anura; Ranidae. The record is from the annotation of a GenBank genome assembly.